Messenger RNA from Syzygium oleosum, 1772 nucleotides. Its product is annotated as probable vacuolar amino acid transporter YPQ1. Bases 171 to 1424 code for a protein of 417 amino acids. The record is from RefSeq and is a predicted model, not a curated record. NCBI's taxonomy places the organism in Eukaryota, Viridiplantae, Streptophyta, Magnoliopsida, Myrtales, Myrtaceae. The transcript is spliced from 15 exons.
GCUCUCUCUCUCUCUCUCUCUCUCUCUCUCUCUCUCUCUCUCGGCUCGCCACGAACGCACUUCGCUCCUUGUAUCUACGUGCUCCGCCGCUACCUCGAGUUCCUGCAAUGGCCGCCGUCAUUCGCCGUAGUUGAGUGAAGAUUCAUUAAAUCACAUGUUAUUUGGAUGCAAUGGGACCAUUCAGAAACGACAUGCCUCUGUGCCCUGCAAGUCGGCAUUGCGCGCAAUGGGCUAGGAAGCACAUGCAGUAUUGCCUCUGCAGCGCGAAGGAUGGAAUAUCUCUGUCCUUGGGUGUGGUUAGUGUGAUCAGCUGGAGUGUCGCUGAGAUACCUCAAAUCGUCACCAAUUACAAGCAGAAAUCCGCAGAGGGUCUUUCCAUUGCUUUCCUGAUAACAUGGGUACUCGGGGAUUUUUUCAACCUUUUUGGCUGCAUGCUAGAACCUGCCACGCUUCCUACACAAUACUACAUGGCAGUGUUGUAUACUGUGACUACAGUGGUACUCACUGGACAGACGGUAUACUAUGGUCACAUCUACCCUUGGUUGAAGUACAGGCGGUCAUUCUGCAAGGGUCCCAAGCCUAAUCAGAUUGAGUCCACGGGGGAUGAUAGACAAAGCAUUCGCAAAGUCGGUGUGAAAGAAGCCAACAGCUCUGAGAGAUCGCAAAAUGGGUCUGACACCAUUGAUAGACAAAGUGUUUUGAGCUCACCAAUUCCUCUUCCAGCACUUCCAACAAAUGCUUCCCCUGGGAAAGGAUUAUAUUACGUAUCAGCAAGAUCUUUGUCAAGUAGCCAUACUCCAAUAGCAGGAUCUUAUUUUCCGCUAAGGAUGAGUCCCAACAAUGCUGACAAUCGAGGUACAAUUGAAGAGCCAUUGCUUGCUGGAGAUUUGUCAGAACAAUCUGCACCAUCACCAAAGACCAAAAACAUGCUCUGCCUGGUCUCUGCAGUUACAUUUUUUGGCACUUUCAAUCUCCCCAAGCCAGUAAAAGACAGAGUAAGUUCUGUCUCCAAGAAACACAGUGGACGUGUCAUGCAAGUUGGAAGAAAGCUUUUGCAGGUUAAUGAUGGAAAUGGUUUUGCUGGCAAUAGUGGAGUUGGAAGUUUCCUUGGUUGGGCAAUGGCAGCUAUUUACAUGGGUGGAAGGCUUCCUCAGAUUUGCUUAAAUAUCAGGAGGGGAAAUGUUGAGGGACUUAAUCCAUUGAUGUUCCUUUUUGCUUUGAUUGGAAAUAUUACCUAUGUAGCGAGUAUACUAGUCAGCAGCUUAGACUGGUCUAAAAUCAGGCCAAAUUUACCAUGGCUGGUGGAUGCAACCGGUUGUGUCCUUCUGGACAUUCUCAUACUUAUUCAGUUCUUCUACUUCACCUACUGGAGGAAACAAGAUGGCAAAAUUACCCGUGGAGACAGUGGUGCAGUGUUGAGAUAGAUGAUGACAGUGCUUUACAUGGAAUUUAUGAGAUCCAUAAGCCGGUUUCAUGUGCUCUACUGGAGCUGAUGGUGAAUAAAAUUCAGAUUUUGAUCAUGGGAAAGUAGAACUGACUCUGUUGGCAUGGAACAUAAAGUUUCAAGGUGUGGAUAUUUGUUUCUUUUUGGAAAAGAAUUGCUUUUCUUCGGUCCCUCAAGCAUUUGUCCUCUCAAUCUGGGACUUUGGUUUUCUUAUAUAACUAAAUCACGGUUCUGUCCCAGUGCUUCACUCUGCUUAUUCUUUAGCCCUCUGAUGGUAUAUGCUGGUGAAACGUAAAAAUCAUAAACAUGAUCCUGCGUUGUCAAGGGG